This is a messenger RNA of Paralichthys olivaceus (Japanese flounder), 2070 nucleotides long. It is a transcript of the gene txndc9, whose product is annotated as thioredoxin domain containing 9. Gene Ontology annotation, biological process: microtubule cytoskeleton organization. NCBI's taxonomy places the organism in Eukaryota, Metazoa, Chordata, Actinopteri, Pleuronectiformes, Paralichthyidae. The record is from RefSeq and is a predicted model, not a curated record. Gene Ontology annotation, cellular component: cytoplasm.
UAACCCGGAUGUGGUUUCAUGACGUCACAACGGGGCUCUUACGGCGUCACUUCCGGUAGUCGCAUUUGCAUUUCGCGCACCAAUCUUGCAACCGUCACAUCUCCAGGAAGGUUCAGUGAAAGUUUUACUCUGAGCAGGCAGCAAUGGCCAACCAACAGAUGGAUAUCUUAUCAGCGGUUUUGGAGCAGUCAGCCAGGCUGGUGGAGGAGCAGGUGGAUGCACAGUUGUCCAAACUGAAUGAAAUGGAUGAAGAUGAAUUCGACAGACUGAAGGAAAAGCGAAUGGAGGCCCUUAAAAAAGCCCAGAAACAGAAGCAGGAGUGGUUGUCUAAAGGUCAUGGGGAGUACAGAGAAAUCUCAAGUGAGAAGGACUUUUUCGGCGAGGUGAAGGACAGCAAGAAUGUCGUCUGCCACUUCUACAGAAGUUCCACCUUCAGAUGUAAGAUCAUCGACAAACAUCUGGCCAUCUUGGCAAAGAAGCACGUUGAGACCAAAUUUAUCAAACUGAAUGUAGAAAAGGCCCCAUUUCUGACGGAGAGGCUGCGCAUCAAGGUCAUUCCCACACUGGCUUUGCUGAUAGAUGGAAAAACAAAGGACUACGUGGUUGGAUUCGCUGACCUGGGAAACACAGAUGAGUUUUCCACAGAGAUGCUUGAGUGGAGGCUUGGCUGUGCAGGUGUUAUUAACUACAGUGGUAACCUGAUGGAGCCCCCCACAUCGACGCAGAGAUCAGGCUCAAAGUUUACGAAAGUGGAGAAGAAAACCAUCAGAGGCCAAAUUAACAACUCUGAUUCUGAUUCUGGAGAUGACUGAAAUGCACUGAUGCUCGUCUGGCAUUCUCUCUGGGCUACCUCGUUAAAAAACAAAUGUCCACCAGAGAGCCCGCUUCCAUUUUUCAUCUCUCUGCUCAGUGACUUACUUAUUCAUUACAAAAAUGUUUUAGUUUCAGCCUCAAUUAACGAAUUACAAAAAUACACCUUCCAACCUUUUUAACUUUGCUCACUCUGUACACAGCUAGUCCAAACAGCUGGAGGCAAGAGAUGGCAAACAGGUCCAUCUCUAUGUUCCAUCAUUAAUGAGGGAGAAUGGAGAUUCCCACAUGGCUCCUGAAGGGAGAUUACAGCAACUGUAGUUAAAGACAAAGCAUUCUGCAGAAGAUGAAAAAAAAAGUACUCUGCCCCUGGUUUGUCAGUGCAAAGAAGAACAAACAAGCCAGAAGUGGUGCUCCUGGAGGAAACAAGCCAGUUCCAAAAUGAUUUCUGUCUUUCUUUCUUUUUUCAGUCCGUCAAGCAUAACCGCAGCUUGAGAUGAAAAGUCGAGCAAAGUAGUUAAAGGUUCGGUGUGUAAGAUAAAGGUGAAAGGAAUGUUUGUCAGAAAUCUGUCUGAAUAGUUUUCUUUACCAUAGAAUGGCUCUUUAAAUUUAAAAACGUUAUAUUUACAUGGAGGGGGGUCCCCUGUGGAGGCCGCCAUGUUUUUCACUGUCGUCCACACUGGUCAAACUAAAACCUUUUUAAGUUUUCAUGACAACUGAAGUUCACCACAGGUUCUAUUUCAUGUUGGGAAGGGGAGGGUGAGGUGAGGAGUAUCCAGCUGCAACAUGCAACUUCACCUUCUCUAGUUAAUGCCUGAAAUUUGCUGAAAUUCUGUCUGAUCAUAAUUCAUACAGCCAUUUUCUGAACAAUGUUACAUGCUUUAAGGAUGAAAUAACAUAAGACAGGUGAGACAUUUGGACUCCAAUGAACAUACACUACAAGAAAGACAAAACACAUCAAACUAUAGCGGAUAUGUUUCACUGAGCCACCACUCCAGUCAUCUAUCAAAUGUCUCUUAGCCGCAUUGUGAUGAUGUUGAUUUUGUCUUUACUUUAGAGUUCAGAAAGUUUUAUCUUGAAUUAUACGUGUGCUCAUUUAGUUUUUCUCGUUUAUUUCAUUUUUUAUUGUAUCUGCCUUGUGUUGGAACAGAAUCGAACCAUCGUGUGUGCCAAGAUUAUCUUUCAGCAUCAGAUUACAUUUUCACACAUUUCCUUGUAGCAAGAGUCUCAACCAACCAUUAAUAAAAAGUGUAAGAGGAA